This is a messenger RNA of Perca flavescens (yellow perch), 7757 nucleotides long. RefSeq names its product diacylglycerol kinase eta. The record is from RefSeq and is a predicted model, not a curated record. Gene Ontology annotation, cellular component: plasma membrane. NCBI's taxonomy places the organism in Eukaryota, Metazoa, Chordata, Actinopteri, Perciformes, Percidae. Bases 539 to 3817 code for a protein of 1092 amino acids. The transcript has 31 exons. Gene Ontology annotation, molecular function: ATP-dependent diacylglycerol kinase activity. Gene Ontology annotation, biological process: phospholipase C-activating G protein-coupled receptor signaling pathway.
UCUCUCUCUGUCUCUCUUCGUCUCUCUUCGCCCCUGCUCCCUCCCUCCCUCCUUCUUUCUACCUGAUUCAGAUCCGUUCCGACGCUAUGCGUAUGACCGCGUAUCUCUCUGCAAGGCGAGCACCACCGGAGAGACCCGCACGCUGCUGCUGCUGCUGCUGCUGCUGACCGCGAGCACCUAAACGCCGGCUGACGAGCGACCCAGGCCGGGCAACAGGAGCGGGAGACGCCGCCGCUGAUUAACCUCCGGCGGAGGAGAAGGUGGACGAAAUUAACGUACGAAGAGUUGGCCCUGGAUAGAGAGAUCGGCAAGAGGAGGAGUGUGGCGUCCCAGAGCCUGCCGUCCCAUUCAUCAUCCUUUCCUCUCUUCCUCUUCUUAGCCAAGCUUUUACCUCGCCAAACUCCACUCUUUCAUCUCUUCUUCCCCUCAUUUAUUCCUCCUACUCUGCAACUGGCCAACUUUUCAUUCACACCUGUGCCUUCUCUCUUUCUCUCUAUUCUUCCCUCUCUGUUCCUUUGCUUUUGACUGGGAGCUCGUCAUGGCCUCUAAACUGAACCCCAACGUCCUGUAUGUGGCGGAGCACGGCGAGUCUCUGGGCUCACCCCAAGCUGACUCUGAAAACACUCACAUUACUGGAGAAGCUGGAGAAGAGUCAUCAGACAGCGACGGGGAACAAGAAGAGACGUCGCACAAGUUAAUCCGCAAAGUGUCGACCUCAGGACAGAUAAGGGCCAAGAAAAGUGUGAAGGAGGGAAUCCUGUUAAAGCAGACCAGUUCUUUCCAGAGAUGGAAGAGGAGGUACUUCAAACUCAGAGGCAGGACCCUCUACUAUGCCAAAGACUGCAAGUCUUUGAUUUUUGAUGAAGUGGACCUAUCAGACGCCAGUGUGGCCGAGACCAGCACCAAGAACAUCAACAACAGCUUCACGCUGAUCACUCCAUUUCGCAAACUAAUGUUAUGUGCCGAGAGCAGGAAGGAAAUGGAGGACUGGAUCGGCGCUCUUAAAUCUGUCCAGAAAUGGGAAACCUAUGAGGCCAGCCAGUUCAACAUGGAGCAUUUCUCUGGGAUGCACAACUGGUACGCCUGCUCGCACGCCAGGCCGACCUUCUGCAACGUCUGCAGGGAGGCUCUGCCAGGCGUCACCUCCCACGGCCUGUCCUGUGAAGUUUGUAAGUUCAAGGCUCAUAAACGCUGUGCAGUUCGCUCCACCAACAACUGCAAAUGGACCACCCUGGCGUCCAUAGGAAAUGACAUCAUUGAGGAUGAGGAAGGGGUGUUUAUGUCCCACCAGUGGCUGGAAGGCAACCUGCCGGUCAGUGCCAAAUGUGUGGUGUGUGACAAGAACUGUGGCAGCGUGCGGCGGCUGCAGGACUGGCGCUGCCUCUGGUGCAAAGCCAUCGUCCACAACAGCUGUAAAGAACAAAUGGGUAAGGUGUGUCCCUUGGGUCAAUAUCGAGUGUCAAUCAUCCCUCCCACUGCACUUAACAGCAUCGACUCAGAUGGCUUCUGGAAGGCCACCUCAGCAUCGUGCUCCAGUCCUCUCCUAGUCCUGGUCAACUCCAAAAGUGGAGAUAACCAGGGAGUGAAGUUCCUCCGCAAAUUCAAGCAGCUCCUCAACCCAGCUCAAGUCUUUGACCUGAUGAAUGGAGGACCAGAGCUUGGCCUGCGCCUUUUCCAGAAGUUUGUGACGUUUCGUAUCCUGGUGUGCGGAGGAGAUGGCAGCGUGGGCUGGGUGCUCUCAGAACUGGAUAAACUCAACCUCCAUAAACAGUGCCAGCUGGGCGUGUUGCCUCUGGGCACAGGUAACGAUCUGGCUCGGGUUCUGGGCUGGGGAGGCCUCUGUGACGACGACGCUCAGCUGCUGCAAAUCCUGGAGAAGCUGGAGAGAGCCACCACCAAAAUGCUGGACCGAUGGAGUGUGAUGACAUACGAGGUGCCUGCCACCACUAAACGCACACCGAUAGUGAAAGAAGACGACAGUCUUGAUUCUCCUCUGCAGGUCCACAUCACUCAGUAUGCAGACUCUGUGGCCUCCCACCUCGCCAAGAUCCUGGACUCGGACAAACACAGUGACGUCAUUUCCUCUGCCAAGUUUCUGUGUGGGACGGUGAAUGAUUUUGUGGCGGAGGUGGGGAAGGCGUACGAGAGAGCCACAGAGAACAAGGAGGAGGCAGAUGCCAUGGCAAAGAAGUGUGCAUUGCUGAAUGAGAAGCUUGAUUCCCUCGUCAAGGCCUUAAGUGAGGAAGCAGAGGCUCAGGUGGUGCCAGCUGGUUCGGUGCCCAGCCAGGAGAGUGGUGGCUCGAGCCCUGUCGAAAGUGGCGGUGAGUCAGGUUCAGAGGGUAAAACAUACCGGUCCAAGGAGCAGCUGAUGCUCAGGGCCAACAGCCUGAAGAAAGCCCUGAGGCAGAUCAUCGAACAGGCCGAGAAAGUGGUGGAUGAGCAGAACCAACACACGCAGGUCCAGAGAAUGUCGUCCUCGACCUCCAUCAAAAGAGAAAACAGCGAGGAGCUGAAGGAUGCUGAGCCACGUCAAGGAAGCUUAAGUCCCACCUCCCCCAUUGUCCUUGAGAAACCAGAGAGCCUCCACACUGUCACAUUCAGCGAGGACACUGUACAAUGCUCAGAGAAGUGUGUCAUGAACAACUACUUUGGCAUCGGCCUGGACGCUAAGAUUUCCCUCGAGUUCAACAACAAGAGAGAUGAGCACCCUAAAAAAUGCAGCAGUCGCACCAAGAACAUGAUGUGGUACGGAGUGCUGGGGACGAAAGAGCUGGUCCAGAAGACGUACAAGAACCUUGAGCAGAGGGUUCAACUGGAGUGUGACGGUGUUCCCAUGUCUCUGCCGAGUCUGCAGGGCUUGGCUGUGCUCAACAUCCCCAGCUAUGCAGGAGGUAUCAACUUCUGGGGAGGCACCAAAGAAGAUAAUAAUUUUGGCGCUCCGUCAUUUGACGAUAAGAAGUUGGAGGUGGUGGCGGUGUUUGGCAGCAUGCAGAUGGCCAUGUCCAGAGUCAUCAACCUGCAGCACCACCGCAUUGCACAGUGCCGCCAGGUGAAGAUCACCAUCCUCGGGGAGGAGGGGGUCCCUGUGCAGGUGGACGGAGAGGCCUGGAUCCAGCCGCCGGGCAUCGUCAAGAUCGUCCACAAGAACCGAGCGCAGAUGCUCACCAGAGACAGGGCGUUUGAGAGCACGCUGAAGUCAUGGGAGGACAAGAGGAAGUUUGACAGCUACCGCGACAGCAGACCCCGCCUUAACUCCCAGCAGUCCAUGGAGUACCUGACGGAGGAGGAGUGCGCUCAGGUUCAGCAGCUGGGCGUUGUGGCCGACACGCUUAUCAACAAGAUUCGUGAGGCAGCCAAGACUCACAUGCUGGUGGAGCAAGAGUUGGCUCACGCCGUCAACGCCACCGCCCUGGUGCUCACAGAGGCCAAACUGUCCAGCCCUGAGUGUCUAAGUCGCAGCACCGCGGUGGAAAUCGUCAACAGCAGUAAAGUUCUCCAGGUUGAGACUAGGAUGCUGCUCGAUGGAAAACUACUGUCUGAUUCUCCAGAGGAAGAGGAGCUCCGGUCAACCCUUAACAGCCUCAGUGCCGAGCUCCACAAGCUGGAUGACAUCCACUGGAUCUGUCCUCUCAUGCAAUGCUCCGAGGAGGACUCAGUGAGAGGCAGCAAUAAGAGCAGCAGCAGUAUAAAGCUGAAGCUCAUACCCAAGGUGAAGAAGGAGAGAGAGAAGCUCCACAAGCAGAAGUCCAACAGCUCUCUCUCAGGAAAUUGGGAAAUCAGAGGUGGGACUGGAGAGGCAGACUCCUCGGGCAAUUGAAGUCCUGCAUGAGGUGCUUAAUACCGACCCCCUCAUUACCCUGACAGCCAGGGGUGAGGAGCACCCCUCCUGUUCUCCUCUCCUCCAACCGUGAUACCCAGUGGCCUGACAGAGGUGUGAGGAAGAAAAGGAAAUCUUUCCAACGUUUAUGCUAUUUCCUCCCUGCUUCUUUGUCCUCCAUUUUGCAGGGGGGACUUUUGUUCUAUUUCUUGUUUUCUGUUGUUGAAGGGGCCUGGCUUUGCAUUGCAUUGCUUCACCACUGGGGUUCUGCUUUUGGUUCUGUUUACCCGCUUGAGUUUGGAAGUCACCGUGGCCAGCAGCGAAUCAAACAAAGGACAAGGGAGGCGUGGAACGAAAAUGUUCUUGCAGAUGUUUAUUUUAUUUUUUUUUUUUUGGACAAAGAAAUGUGUUUACGUGGUGCACUCCUUGCAUGUCGAGUGCAGCCAUAUUAUUUCAUCAUUAGUUGUUACACUCUUUUAAUUAUUUUCUCUCUAACUUCAAUUUUAUUAUAAUUUUAUUUCUGAACUUAUGAACAGCCAUUUAGACUUUGAUUUUUUUCUCCAGACUUUUUGAGGAGUAUUUAUUUCUUGUUGCUACUGCCAUGAGAACUCAAAGGGCAACAAAAUGAACAAAUCAAAAUAUCUCAACUUUAUUGUCUACUGAACUUGAGAAUAUCUUAAAUGUGCAAAAAAUGUACUGAGGAAUGUACUUGUGUGGACUUGUAUUAACCUGUGAAUAAUGUUAAAUGAUAAAUCAUAUAAGGUUUCACAAAGGUUCUACUGUGGUGGUUCUAAAGCGGUUCUUAAUGGGCUGUUGUCUGACUUGUGUGAUCCGAGGCUAUGCUUUAUGAUGAGUCAUUUCAUCUGGAAUUCAACCUUUUGGAAAGAUCUGACUGAGGGAUUAAAGUACGGACAUCAAUCAAUUAUCAAGGUCUAACAUUUGACUCGUGGGAGUCAAAAAAAUUCAUCCCACUGAUUUUAAGAACCAAUAGGAGGUACAGCACCAGAUGAAGUGACUCAUUAAGUCUUUUUUGGCAGUGUAUGGUGAAGGUGUUUACAGAAGGAGGAAGCAUCAAGGACACAUCAACAAAACAUUACAGCCACUCAGUAUAUUACUCCUACUUUGCCAUACUACUGAUUGUAUAUGUAAUAUAAGAAUAAGGGUCAGUGGAUAUUUGGUUUUUGCCUCGUCUGUGAAAAGCUAUUGUUACAUUAUUAUUAUUGCAAAUAUAUUAUCUAUUUUUUUGUAUAUCUUAUUUUCCCAAUGGUAACCUGUGAAACUGUCCUGGCUUUGCUGCUUCCCCCUUUGACAAACUCUUUGGCCAAAGUGCAUAUAAUCAAAGUCAAUUAAUGCUGUUCUGUGUGUCCCUGCAUGCAUGCAUACUUAGCCUUCCUUCGCCUCACAGUGUUAGGCAGCAGUUGCCUCAAAAUAGUGAGUUGCAGCUUGUUUGUACCGACCAGCAGCAUUUGUGGAUUUUUAUUUGUUUUAACUUGCUUGACUCACCAUUUAGUCUAGGUUGUACUGCAAGAGGACGUUUAUUUAGCCAAAACACUUAAAUGUCUGCCAAUACUUUACGGUGUAGUCCAGUCUUCAAGAGAGUGCAUUGAUUUACACCGACAGGGUUCUCCAAGCCGGUAUAACAACAAGAUUUCAUAUAUCUUGAGCACGUGACACUAUCGUGGAUUCAUGUGCUGCUGUUAGGCAACUUCUAUCAAGGUUUACAUUAAUGUUUUUGAAAGGAAUGGUUUAGACAUUUUAGAGGAAAUUUGCUGUUACUGCAAAAUAGAUGGGAAAAUGUAUGUCUUCUUCAUCUCUAUGCAAUCAGUAAAAAAGAGAAAGCUCCCAGAUGUGCUUAACAUACUUAAAAAGGACAAAAGUCAUGUGUUAUUUACACAUAGCUUAUUAUCUAGCAAAUUAGUUCCCAAAUGUGUAAUCCAAUUAGUUGUUAAACAGCAUUUUCUUUUACUAAAGGUGUUAAAUGUACACAUACAGUAAAUAAGAGGAAUAAAUACAUAACUCUGAUAGCCCUUAGCUAGCUGUUUCUUCUGCUGUGUUUAGGCAUAAGCUAGGCUAAAGUGAUGAAGCUAACUCCCUAUUGACUGAACAGAGGUGAAUUUUGACAUAUUUCUUCUGCAUUAAUGUAAAUUUCUUUAAAUGUCUAGUAUUACUACUAAGUUUUAAUUGCCAGGAUGUAAUAAAGAAGCACUAGUCAAGAAUAAACAUGAGUCAAAUACUAGCUACAAAUGUCCCAUAGGUGGAGUUAACCAUAGGAAAGUGUUUAUUUUCAUGAUAGACCACUUGCCUAAAGUUGAUUUGUUGUGAUGCAACUCUACCACUUUCAAAACUACAAAAAAGGGACAUAACAAUGUUAAGACACUGACUCGCGUCUAAUCAAGGCAAACUAAGUGUUUUUCAAGCUUUUACUUGGAUAUUACAUCCACAUACGAGGCUGUAAACUGGUAAUGGAUCAUUUCUGUUCUUUUUUUUACCAAUAAUGUAAAGGGUUAGUUCUUGAUUUUCUCUGUUAUUUAAAAAUGUUUUUCAUGAAAAAUAACCCAAACUAACUCCUGAUAGGACAGAGUUACUGUGAGGCGUUGUAGAUGUUCAGCUCUGGUAGAAUUGUGCUACUGUAUCCAUAGUGUGCCAGCUAUACGCUCUACACCUUAGAGGCUUAAGUGGUGUCGUGCCAAGUUUGUACUGAGUUCAGUGGGCUAUGAGACAUACAAGGUGUGUGUGAGAGUGUGUGAGCUUCAGAUGCGGAAGUUGUAUGUUGUACAUUUCAAAGUUUACUGUAUCUUGCCUUGCACUUUACGAAGAAGCAAACUUAAUGGGGAAAAAAAGACAUUUGUGUGCAUGUGUGCGUGUGUGUGUGUGUGUGUGUGUGUGUGUGUGUGUGUGUGUGUGUUGAAGAUUUAAAGUGUUUACGAGUAUUGUUUUUUUUAAUUGAUUUGUUGACAAAUCUUUUAUUUAUGAUAAAUGUAUACGGACAAGUGUGUUGAUAAAAUGUAUAUAUCUAACUAAACGUAAAAGAAUGAUAAAUGUAUAGAGAUGUAUACACGUUUAUUACAUCAGUGGUUGUACAAUUACUCCCACAGCAGCUUGAGAUCUCCCAAUUAACGUCAAUGUUAUUACAUGUGAUUAUGUGUCAUUCCACUGCCAUAGCAAUGCCAUUGAAAUGUCUUUCCAAUGUUACACCAAUUGGUAUUGAAAUAGUAUUCUCCAAAUGUAACCAAGGUAAGGUUAUUCUAACUUUAAGCCAAAGUUAUUUGAAUUCUCUAGUGUUAUUAAAGACUACUAAUGAAUCGAUUAACACAAAAAGAGAUGUCCUAUUCAGCCUGUUAAACCAUGUUUAACCAACAUUUGGGUGAACUUUCUGUGUAUAAUUUAGAAAACUUUAAAACUGUAACAUCUAUUGAGAAAAUCUACUUUAUGCUUUAAUUUGCAUUUGUUGUGCUAAAAACGAACACAAAGAUGUGUCCAGUUACGGAACACACAUUUGUGGAAGCUAUUUCUGGGAUAAGAAUAACUAGUUGCCUAUAUUUCAUGGUCUUUUAACCAAGGAUUUCAUAGUUUUUCUUUUAAAGCAUAAUUUUUUUGUUAUUUUGUAUGAGUGUCAUUUUUUUUUUUCAUACAGCAAAAAUGUCAUUUUUUUACUGAAACUCUUCCAAAGAGUUGCAUGGAGCGGAGAAAAUGAAAUCAACCCCCAGGUUACAAACCCCCACCAUGUUUGUGCAACAGUAUUCCAUGGACAUUUGUGAACGCACCACCUGAUCUGAACAGCCAAAAUAUUUAAGACUGUGUGCGCAGUGCUGGAAGCCAGACUAGAUGUUGCACGACCUUGUACGUUGCGAGGUGUUUUAUUGUGUUAUCGUGUGCAGUGUGUAACAAAGAAAAAGUCAGCGCAACCCUUUGGACAUUAAAUUAAUUAUUGAAGUGUGAA